GCAGAUGCCGCCUCAAAUGUAGGUAGCCUGGAGUCCAGCGGCCUCUACUCCUAGGAAGUGAGGACAUGGUAGGGGGAGCCGCAUGUCAAGCCCCAAGGGGCUUGCCAUUCGGUGGGGGGGGUAGCAAGCGAACAACCCCACCCCCACCAGCACACCUCGUUGUCGGCCCUGAUGUUGCCCUGCGUGCCAGCCCAGCCGCAGACGGUGCCGGAGCCAGCCUGCAGCACCCCGCCGGCCAGCUGGGAGAAGGAGAGCAGCCGACAGCCCCUCAGCCAGCCUUGGAUGCUGCAGGAGACGCCGCGGCUGCUGCAAGGUGUCCCGCCGGCCAGCUGGGAGGCGGAGAGCAGCCGGUAACGCCAGGCGGCGUGUGGCCUCUCCCCGGCGCCACGGAAGGUACCGGAGCCGGCCUGCAGCACCCCGCUGGCCAGCUGGGGGGAGGAGAGCAGCCGAAGGCCUCUCGGCCGGCCUUGGAUGCCGCAGGAGACGCCGCGACUGCUGCACGGUGUUCUGCCGGCCAGCUGGGAGGUGGGGAGCAGCCGGCAACGCCGGGCGGCGUGUGGCCUCUCCCCGGCGCCGCGAAGGAUACAGGAGCCAGCGCGGAGCAUCCCGCCGGUCAGCAACGCACCCCCAGCAUGGCCAUAGAAGGGGAGGAGGUGCACGUUACCAACCGCCUAGCUGAAAAGGACUGGCCAGCGGCUGAGCAAACAGACCUACCAUUAAGACUGAAAGCAGCGGACAUGGGGCAGCAGCAACAGACGGGCAGACGCUGGACUGCGGGGGGCGGGGCUGCACGGGAAACGGGGUUAGAGCACAAGGGUGGGGUUAUAAGGGUAAUCAACCGGAUGGUGGUUUGUGGGCGGAGGGCAGGGAUGUGGGCGUGGACAUACUAUAAAGAGCUCUGGGGACAAGCCAUUCCCAGUGCUGACUUUGUUAGUGAAUAAAAUUACUA
Messenger RNA from Crotalus tigris (Tiger rattlesnake), 949 nucleotides. Its product is annotated as translation initiation factor IF-2-like. The coding region runs from base 66 to 941 and encodes 291 amino acids. Lineage: Eukaryota; Metazoa; Chordata; Lepidosauria; Squamata; Viperidae. The record is from RefSeq and is a predicted model, not a curated record. The transcript is spliced from 2 exons.